CAGCAGGCGGGAGGCGGUAAGUUAUGGGUUGCUUCAAGGGCAGAAGUCACCAUGAUUAGUUGACUUGACCAUCUACCACCGCAUUCCGUUGGCCUGGAUCUGAUCCAGUCGCAAAUUCCUUUCUACAUGAGAUUGUCCGUCCGCCUUGCAUACUCGUCGCUCCUUUCGCUUCGAACCUUGAGCCCGCUGACAUUCCGCCCUCGACCAAUAUCAAGACCUCUCAUGUCGACCGCCUCCUUCCAACAAAGUCCUCCCUCGCGCCCCUUUGCCACAGUCAUGAGCUCAGUCAGGCACAUAACAGAUAACUUGGAGAAGCCGGAUCUCGACGAUAGAUCGUAUCGUGUCAUCGAGCUCCCAAACAAACUCGAAGCAUUACUCGUUCAUGAUGCGCAGACGGACAAGGCCAGUGCAAGUCUCAAUGUCAAUGUUGGGAACUUCUGUGAUGAAGAAGACAUGCCCGGCAUGGCACAUGCCGUAGAGCAUUUGCUAUUCAUGGGCACAGAGAAGUAUCCGAUCGAGAAUGAGUACAGCUCCUACCUCUCCUCCAACUCUGGGCACUCCAAUGCAUACACCGCCGCUACGCAGACGAACUACUUCUUCGAAUGUGCCGCGUCGCACGAGUCGCACGAUGAUGUCCCAAAUGGUGCGGUCAACGGGACGAGGGAGGCGCCGACGAAUGGGACAUCGAGAGGGCCAUUAUAUGGUGCUCUAGACCGAUUUGCACAGUUUUUCGUGAAGCCUCUCUUCCUAGAAAAUACUCUGGACAGGGAAUUGAGAGCAGUGGACUCGGAGAACAAGAAGAACCUACAGAGCGAUGCUUGGAGAUUGUCGCAGCUAGCAAAGUCUCUGUCGAACCCUCAACAUCCCUACCACCAUUUCUCUACCGGGAACUUGCAGACACUCAGAGAUGAGCCGGAGAAAAGAGGUGUCAAGAUACGAGACGAAUUCAUUCGCUUUUAUGAAAGACACUAUUCCGCGAACAGGAUGAAGCUUGUCGUGUUGGGCCGCGAGUCUCUGGAUGAGCUGGAAGGCUGGGUCGCCGAACUUUUCUCCGAGGUCAAAAACAAAAACCUGGGACAAAAUCGAUGGGACGGAAUUGAGAUGUUAACAAAGGAUCAGCUGUCCACCGAGAUUCUUGCAAAGCCUGUCAUGGAGUCACGCUCGCUCGAAAUCAGCUUUCCAUGGCAGGAUGAAGAAGAGAUGUACGAAACGCAACCGGCGAGGUACAUCAGCCAUUUGAUUGGACAUGAAGGACCUGGUAGCGUUCUAGCAUACUUGAAGGACAGGGGAUUAGCUCAGACCCUUUCAGCUGGAUAUCAUCCUGUCUGUCCGGGCUCCGCGUUUUUCGAGAUUGACAUCGGAUUGACCCCAGAUGGUCUCAAGAAGUACCAUGAGAUCGUCACCAUUGUCUUCCAAUAUAUCGGCAUGAUGAAGGCAAAUCCACCUGUCGAGUGGAUGCACGAAGAAAUGAAGAAUAUGGCCGAAGUCGAUUUCAGAUUCCGACAGAAAUCCCCGGCUAGCCGCUUCACGAGUGCCACAAGCAGUGUGAUGCAAAAGGGUUUGCCCCGCAGCUGGCUGCUCAGUGGUACAAGCAAGUUCCGAAAAUUUGAUGCCAAAGCCAUUGUGCAAGCCAUGCAAUACCUCAGGGAGGACAACUUCCGGCUGAUGCUAGUGUCCCAAGAGUAUCCCGGCACAUGGACCCAGAAGGAGAAAUGGUACGGAACGGAGUACAAGGUGGAGAAAAUACCUACAGAUGUUUUAUCAGGAGUACGGAAGGCUUUGUCAUCACCCCAGAAUGAGACGCCCAAGGAACUUCAUCUUCCCCACAAGAACGAGUUUAUCCCGACCAAGCUGGACGUGGAAAAGUUGGAUAUCAAGGAGCCAGCGAAGACGCCAAAACUGCUACGCAACGAUGACAUGGUUCGGCUCUGGUGGAAGAAGGAUGACACCUUCUGGGUGCCGAAAGCCAACAUCAACAUCAAGCUGAGAAAUGCAAUCACUUACUGCAGCCCGGCAAGUUAUGUCAAGAGCGUGCUUUUCCUCAACCUGGUCAAAGAUGCUUUAUCGACCUAUUCUUAUGAUGCCGAGAUAUCAGGUCUUUCCUACGCCAUUAUCCCGAAUCAGCUCGGCGUGGAUAUCAGCGUGCAUGGAUAUAAUGACAAGAUGGCUGUUUUUCUCGAAAAGAUCUUGUCCACCAUCCGAACUAUUGAGAUCAAGGAUGACCGGUUUGAGAUCAUCAAGGAACGCAUGGAACGUAAAUACAAGAACUGGUAUUAUCAGCAGCCAUACUACCAGAUUGGAGACUACACAAGAUGGUUGCUGAAUGAACGUGGGUGGAUGACAGAUUCCUACGCAGCAGAGCUUCCGCACAUCACCGUCGAGGAUGUCAAAACUUUCGGACCCGAGCUUCUCCAACAAGUGCAUACUGAGGUUCUUGCCCACGGCAAUCUGUACAAGGAAGAUGCGAAGAAGAUUGCCAACCUAAUCGAGUCGACUUUGAAACCACGUACUUUGCCGGUGUCACAAUGGCAGCUGAGAAGAAAUGUCAUUGUGCCAGAGGGAAGUAACUUCGUGUACAAGCACACGCUAGGCGACCCGGCGAAUAUCAACCACGCCAUCGAGUACUAUCUGGAUGUCGGCCAUGUCAUGGACAUUCCGCUUCGAUCAAGACUGCAAUUGUUUGCUCAGAUGACCGACGAACCAGCCUUUGACCAACUCAGGACGAAGGAACAACUAGGCUAUGUUGUGUGGAGCGGCAUCCGCCCUGCUGCUGUAACGAUGGGUUACAGAGUGCUCAUCCAAAGUGAGCGAGACCCUGACUAUCUUGAAACGCGUAUCAACGCGUUCUUGCUCAAGUUCAAGCAAGAUCUGGAAGAAAUGUCCGAGGAAGAUUUUGAAGGACACAAGCGAAGUCUCGUGAAUAAGAGACUCGAAAAGCUGAAGAACCUCGACUUUGAGACGAACCGCCUUUGGGCCUAUAUUAGCGGCGAGUACCUCAACUUUUACCAAGUCGAUCGGGAUGUAGCAGUCAUCAGACAGCUCACUAAGGACGACAUAAAGCAAUUCUACGCUCGGUACAUUGACCCCGAGUCGCCCAACCGGGCCAAGGUGUCUGUUCAUCUUGAAGCACAGUCUUCAGCUCCUGUGGCCGAAGUGUCAGCGUCAGAAAAGAAGGACCAAUUCGUCGGGCUUAUUGGACAAGCUCUUGGUUCUCUUGGCGUCGAUGUCGAAGAGAUCAGGCUCAAGACUCAUUUUGAGAAGGUUGAUCCCAUUGACCAUGCUGGAACCACAGAUGCAAUCAAGGAGUAUAUUGGCACAUCCCUUCCGGCAUCAAACAGCGACGAGAUCGUGGGACAGAUCAAGGAGGCAAUGCCUCAACUCUUGGUGGCCCUGAAGAUCAAGCCUGUCACGCCUCCGACAGAUAGUGCUGAGGUCGCUUCAAAGAUCCCAACACCUGUGAUCAUCAAGGACGCUUAUCGAUGGAAAGCUGGCUUGCAAGUGACCCAGGGUCCUCUUGCAGUGGAGGAUAUCCGCAGUUUUGAGGAUCUCGAGUCGAAGUUGUGACACUCGGCGGACUGUGAUCAGGCCUAUAGCUGGUGUAGACGAUAGAGGCUUGGACUGCACAGCGACGGCGUUGUUCGGCUAGCAUCUUUUAUCAUGUAGACUGGAGAUAGAUGGCGUGUUGGAGUGCAGUGGAAUAUAUGAUGUUGAGCGACCCUGUCCAC
Messenger RNA from Exophiala xenobiotica, 3725 nucleotides. RefSeq lists its product as uncharacterized. Bases 127 to 3564 code for a protein of 1145 amino acids. The transcript has 2 exons. The record is from RefSeq and is a predicted model, not a curated record. Gene Ontology annotation, molecular function: metal ion binding; metalloendopeptidase activity. Gene Ontology annotation, biological process: peptide catabolic process. NCBI's taxonomy places the organism in Eukaryota, Fungi, Ascomycota, Eurotiomycetes, Chaetothyriales, Herpotrichiellaceae. Gene Ontology annotation, cellular component: cytosol; mitochondrion.